UUUUUUUGUCCAAGAUGGCGGCGCCCAGGGAGUCGUGUUGAGGGAAAUGAAGGGCAGGCUGAGCGCCGGGACCCGAACCGGUCCCUCCAGCAUCCGCCUUACCUCAGGUUUCGGCCGGCACUGAAAUUGAAACGCCUCACCCGACCGUUGCUUUUGUUCUUUUCGCGGCGGUUGGGGGAGGGUGCCUCAAGGAACAUUUUUGCAGAACAUCCAAGAAAAAAAACAACCAUGCAACAGAUGCCAUGCAAGUUUGCAUGUUUCUUUAGAGUCAUCAAAGUAAAGGGAGUUACAUUUCAGCAGCUGAACUUCUUCAGGCGAAAGUAUGUAAUGCAGCAUAAGAAAACACUUUUCCAGCAAGCAAAGCUGAAGCCAGAAUCAACUGUACCACCUUGCUUGGAAGGACAGCGUUCAAGUGAAGAGACAAUGACUGUCCAUGAGGUGAAAUCAGUUUCACCUCUUCUGCCUCCCUUCUCAGAGAAACCAGUGAUGAAUGAAGAAACAUUGAAGCUUACAGCAGCCACUAUUGGUGCAAAAACUGUGGAAGGAUCAGCACCUAAAGAAGAAAAAGAUUGGAAAGAAAUGAAAUUAAAUUUGGAUACUUUGCCUGGCAUUUUGGCUCGUUUGACCAAAAUUAAACUUACAGUCCUGGUUGUAGGUACGGCUUCAGCUGGAUUUGCGCUUGCACCCGUGCCGUUUGACUUAAGCUGCUUCCUAUUGGUCUCCCUUGGAACAGGCCUCUCAUCGUGUGCAGCUAAUUCCAUCAAUCAGAACACUCGAAUGGAGGAAUGUUCAGGUUGCUUGCAGUCUCAUCCUAUAAUCCUGAGACUCUCAGCUGUAUUUCUUUUUUCUUUUAAAAAAACAGUUUUCAAUUUUAGUGAAAGUUCUGAGUAUUUAAUAGUGGGGAUCUGAAUACCAAGGAAACAA
Python bivittatus (Burmese python) is the source of this 924-nucleotide messenger RNA. Lineage: Eukaryota; Metazoa; Chordata; Lepidosauria; Squamata; Pythonidae. The record is from RefSeq and is a predicted model, not a curated record.